GAUAUCCACUGUCGUGCCCGGUGCCAUAACAACUCCAUGCACAACACCAAAUCCCUUGUAUCAUUCCCCCUUUGUGACCUCACCUCCACUCCCCCCUCGCACCCUAGGGCAGUCAACAUGUUCACAGCCGACCUCUCCUGGACAGACCCCAAGACCGAAAAAGUCGGCGAACGCAGAGAGCGAAAAGCGCGCGAGAAGGAGAAGGGGAAAGAGCGCUCGGUAUCUUCCGCUACGCCGACAGCAACAACAUCCAGAGCCACAGCUUCAAUCAGCAGCGGGAAGAGUGCGGGGUCGAAAACACGCUGGAAGAAUGGGGAUGACCGCGAGGUGUUGCAAUGGUGGCCGGCGAGUUUGAAGAAAUUGAAGGCGUGCAAAGCACCUGGGGGCAGAGGCAAGCUGGAAGUGGAGAUGGGUAGUGCAAAAGCGAAGGUAUCUGCACGUCUGGCUACGAUUUCGUCGCCUCAGACAGUGCGUCUCGAGACUUCGACGCUGGGAAAUCGGAAUCAGAAUAAGGAAAGGGAUACUGUAGCCCAACCACCAUGGAUAUACUCAUCUUCUCCAUUCCAAACCCUCUCCUCCGGCACCUCAGUGCAUCCACCGCUUCCCUACUACGAAGCCCCCGGCAUAGAAGUCGAUAUCUCUUCACACGCGACCGCGAAUUCCGCGAACCCUUCAUCUCCCGAUCCACACCGCCGCCCACGCAAACCCCCUGCUAGCAACAUGCAAACCCUCAACCAAGUCCAACAGAUCCAGCAGCUCAGUCCCCACUCGUACGUCUCGCGCAUCCCGCGAGUGAGUUCCGAGGACGCGGAGGAGUCGUCGCCGCCCAGUCCAUCUUCGGGAGCGAAUGUUCGGCGAAGGAAAAAGAAAGUAAAUUCCGUCCGCGUGCAAGGGUGUCUCGACCUCGAAGCGCUCGGGCUGCAAGAUAAGUUGUUGCGGGAGCAACUGCAUACGGAAGAGCUUGGGUUACCGGAAAGGCAAGAGGCGCAGGUGCGGGUUCAGCAAGAGGACAAGGGAGCGCCGUAUGCGAGCGGUUUGCGGCAUGGGGAUUUAGUGGCGUGGAGACCACCGUCGGAAUGGGAUAUUGUGUUCCCUGGCUCGCCCUCAGCCGCGUUAGUUGUGGAGCAAGAAGUUCCAGAGAAACCGGCACCGUCAGUGGGAGAUGAUUCACAGAGCUCGUCCGUAGAAGGGAGUUCAGUCUCCGUCGAUGUCGAGGAGGGAGUCUACAACGCCACCUCCUCGGAAUCACAAGAAAGCGUUCUGGAAGAAGACCCGGGAGUCGAAGAAGAGGACAGUUCGAACGCCUAUCCCCUCCCCCUAACCCGCCUCCAACGCCUCAUCCGGCGCAUGGCGACCGCUCACCCGACAACCAUCCUCGACCGCCUCAAGCAAGACUGGAACCCACCAUUCCUCGACACCGUAGCCAGAGAGGAAAUGCAGCUGGAGAAACGGCUCUGGGUGAUAGCGGGUUUCCAGCAGCAGAAUCUGGGCCGAUACGGUCGGUUCCCUUGGGCGGAUACAGGGCGGAUAUUGCUGCUGGGCGGCGACUUGGCAGAAGCACUCCACCUCUCAAGCACUUACCCACACCAGCACAUCCAGCACCUCACAACCACCACCGCCCAACCAUCCCUACCUCCCUCCCUCCCCCUCCCCCAAAACAUUACCUCCACCACCUACCCCCUACACACUGCUAUUACCCUCCUCCCCCUCCCCUACCCCCCCUCCCACUUCACCCACAUCCAUCUCCCCACCUUUCCCUCCCUCCUGCCCUCCACCCACCUCCCCACGCUCCUCAACCAAUGCCACCGCCUCCUAGCGCCAGGCGGCAUGCUCGAACUGCGCCUCAUAAACGCAACCCCCAUCCCCGGCACCGCAGGCCCGCUCCUCAGCGCGUGGCUCGAGCAGCGACUAGCACCGAACCUCGAACGCGGGGUUUGGUGCUCGAAGCCGUGUGCGGUUGUGCGUGGGUGGGUGAGGGAUGCGGGGUUUGAUUUACCAGUGCAGAUAAUGGAGGGGGAGGGGAGGAGGAGAGUUAGGGGGGCUGUAGGGGACGGGGAUGUUUGGGCGGAGGUGGAGGUGGAGGUUGGAAGGGAGGUUUGGAGGGGGAUUUGGGGGGGUUUUGUUAGGGAGGGUGAUGAGGGAGAAGGAGAGGAAGAGGGGGUAGGGAGAGGAAAGGGGAAGGGGAAGGGGAGGGAGAAGUGGUGGUGGGAGGAAGAGGGGUUAGUGAGGGAGUGUAGGGAGUGGGGGACUGUGUGGGUGUGUGCGAGUAUUUAUGCUUUUAAGAAGUAG
This is a messenger RNA of Westerdykella ornata, 2289 nucleotides long. RefSeq lists its product as uncharacterized. The coding region runs from base 37 to 2289 and encodes 750 amino acids. The record is from RefSeq and is a predicted model, not a curated record. The transcript is spliced from 4 exons. Lineage: Eukaryota; Fungi; Ascomycota; Dothideomycetes; Pleosporales; Sporormiaceae.